AUGAAUGACAUAAAAAGGCUGGACGAAACAGGAGAGAAGGAUAAUUCAGAUGAAGACAAAAUAAGCCUCGAUGAGUUGAGUGUGUGUUCGCCAAGUAAGUUACACAAACAGACCGACUUGACAGAGGAUGAGGAGGAAGAACAGGAGAAACUCAUCCACUCGAAGCUCUACGAAAGUAUGAAUAAUGGAAAUAGUAGCAUUCAGAAGAAGGACACACAUUGGUUUGAUGACGUCGAUGAUAGUGACGAUGGGAACGAAGGUGACAGUGAUGAAAACGAAAAGGGCAACUCUGCUCAAUUUGUGAAUAAAUUUCCAAACUUGCUCCUAAUUGGGGGUGACGGCGAGGGGCCAGAAGUAAAGUCCAUUCGCGAUGAUGGCAGCCACAACGGUGGGGACACCCCCAGCAACAGUAACUACAAUGAAAACGCGCAAGGUAAUCCGCGUGACAGUUUGCGAAGCAAUCUGCUUGACAAUCCGCUUGACAACCCGCGUGACAACCCCGUCAGCAGCGCUCACGGUGACCUCCUAGAUAAUUCCAACCACAGAGAAAAGCAACCGCCACCGUCAAAAAAUUACCUGAACUGUUCAGGCGAAAGUGAAAAAAUUGAAAAAUCAGCCGAUCAAACCUACACAGGUGGAAGGAAGAAUAACCCAUUUUGGAAUGAAACCGGGAAGGGUACCCCCUCCGAAAUUACAGUAAAGGGACACACACAUACGAAUCAACAUACAGGAAAGAACGAAUUGGAAAAAUGGAGGAAAUAUGUAUCCUCUGAUGAGGAAAGAGACAAGGGACAAGCUGGUCAAACCAUCGUCAGUGAGACAAACGAACGUUUAGCAGAAGUGCCCAGGGGGGAAGACAUAAAGGAUACAAUGUCCAAUAAUAAUGGCUACAGUGAUGAAAGCGGUAGCUAUAUCGGUGUCCGCCUCUCUGCGAUGUCACCCACUCCCCUCGGACAUGAACCGAUACACAGGGUGAUUGACCCCCAAGCCAGCCAGCACAGUGAUUAUGCAAAGAGCGAAAAAGAGACGAGUCGUCAAUUGGGUGGAAGCCCCGCUGGAAAGACAAGCGGACACUACAGUAAGAACAUAGAUGAACAGGGCCUAUUUUAUUCUGCGCCGUUGCUUCACUCCAGCAAGGUGAACAGUGAUGUUGAGGACAACCCUCCUCCUUUACGAGAGUUAUCUGCAGAUGGUUGGAUCUCCUCAAGAGUCGGCAUUUCCGAUAGGGAGAGGGAGAAGCACUUCCACGGGGGGGGCUUUACCAACAACAUGACGAGGAUUAUUAGUCGGAUAGAGGAGUCUGUUCAGGAGAAGAAGACCAAAAAGGGGAGAAGCGGUAGUGAAGGGAGGAGCGGCAGUGAAGGGAGAAGCGGUAGUGAAGGGAGAAGCGGUAGUGAAGGGAGAAGCGGUAGUGAAGGGAGAAGCGGUGAAGGAAGAAGCGGUGAAGGAAGAAGCGGUGGUGAUGACCGCGAUAACCGCGAUGACUGUGGUAGCCGCCACAACGCCUCUGUGGCAGAACAGGACGGGCAGGCCGACACGGUCACCCCGGUGAGUAACUGCAACACGAACCCCGAGUGUCCACCCAUCCGCAUGACCUUUACAGAUACGCCCAAAGUGAAGAGAAGCACCAACCCUAAGUACACACUUAGGAAGUACGGAUCCCACAGUUAUCCAAACCAAGUGAGAUCGCCACCCAGGGGGGCACACAACGACAUGGGGGGUCCACUAAAUAAGAAGCCCCUCAGCAGUAGCCAUGUGUAUGGUGGAGAUACGAACGAGGAAGAAGAUCGGUGUGUGCAGAUGUACCGUUGUCAGAACAGACCGAGUGAGCAGAAUCAAGGGGAGAGUGCACCCGAAGGAACGCAUGAGGAAAGGGACCCCCACAGUGACGAGACGCUCCGACAUGCCUAUCGAGUCGGUGCAAACAGUUUGAAAGCAGCGGGGAACGCCGAGGGUGGCGGCAUAAGUGAUGACCUGUUCAACCGCCCCAAGGCGAACUCCACUGCGCCAGUAAACGAUGCACUCAGGGAGAGAAGCAAACCGAGUUCUCUCACCCGCGUGAGUAGGGUGUCCCAGAGUAGUGUAUCCCCGAGUAGGACGUCCCAGAGUAGUGUAUCCCCGAGUAGGGUGCGCACGAAAGGGGUGGAGGAACACAGACCCUUCAUGGACGACACGCACUUCCACGUGAACCCCAUUAAGAUAAACGACGCCAAUUUAGAGAAAUGCUUUCAUGCCAUUAAGGACUUAUGUAACAUAGAGGAUGGGAAGCGGGUGAACAGCCCCGCAAGAAUCCCACAAGUACCCAUAACAGAGGAUUCAUUUUUGAACAAAAAAUUUAAUGAGGUAGCAGAAAGGAGAGGAAUUAAAAACUGGGGAAUUGAUUGUGACAAUAAGAUUUUGUACUCGACUUUGAAGGAGUGGGUAUGGAAUGAAACGAGAGGAGAAAAAAAAUUCGUUAAUUUUAAGCAGCUGCACAAGUAUGUGCUUCAGCAGAACUCACUCGUGAGGUAUAUAUGGAUUGGAGAUACGGGAGAUAUGGAUAAACAGGCUGGGGAGAUGAUGAUUAGGACAUAUCCACAAAGGAUGAAAGCUGUUUUUUUGCAUCAUGUAAAGGGGAAGGAUGAUAAUACAUUGCUUCCAAGUGAUUACUUUAUUAAGUCUGUACCCAUUUUUUUCUUUCGUACAUACAUCGGUGCUGCUACGAAGGCACAUGCAUAUAACCUGAUUGACAAGAAAGGGCUCACGAGGGUACUCGUGCAGGCUGUGCUUGAUUUGGAGAAAAGCAGAGCUCCUGCGAGUUCUUCCAAAUGGGAGGAUCUAAUUAAGGACAUCAUAUUGAGUGACGCCAUGGAUGAAUUGGACAAGUAUAACGCGGAGACGGUCAACCGGACAAAGAAAAUCAUCGCGCAGCGCAUGCGUGAGAUUUCGGAGAGAAAGCUGCACUUUAUUAGCUAG
Plasmodium cynomolgi strain B is the source of this 2955-nucleotide messenger RNA. RefSeq lists its product as hypothetical. Lineage: Eukaryota; Apicomplexa; Aconoidasida; Haemosporida; Plasmodiidae. The transcript is spliced from 2 exons. The coding region runs from base 1 to 2955 and encodes 984 amino acids. The record is from RefSeq and is a predicted model, not a curated record.